This is a messenger RNA of Quercus lobata, 2433 nucleotides long. RefSeq lists its product as uncharacterized. NCBI's taxonomy places the organism in Eukaryota, Viridiplantae, Streptophyta, Magnoliopsida, Fagales, Fagaceae. Gene Ontology annotation, molecular function: catalytic activity. The transcript has 2 exons. The coding region runs from base 1 to 2433 and encodes 810 amino acids. The record is from RefSeq and is a predicted model, not a curated record.
AUGAAUUACCUUUGUUGGAACUGUCAGGGAAUUGGGAACCCCCGGACAGUUUUUGCGCUCCGUGAUUAUUUGCGGCGCUGGAAUCCCAAACUCGUCUUCCUCUCGGAGACAAAAUUGAUCAGUAGGCGUAUGGAGAAAGUUAAGUACAAGCUGGGUUUUUCAAAUGGGCUUAUUGUUCCUAGUAGGGGACGUAGGGGUGGCCUUGCUCUGCUAUGGUCCAGUGACACUGUUCUGGAAAUUAAGAGCUAUUCAGACUAUCACAUUGAUGCGGUUAUUACAGAAUCUAGCAAUGGUUUUUUGUGGAGGUUCACUGGGUUUUACGGGCAUCCUGAAACUCAUCUUAGGGAAGAUUCCUGGAAACUCCUUUCUUUUCUUAAUAGUCAGUUUAAUUUUCCCUGGUUUUGCUGUGGUGACUUUAAUGAAAUUCUUUCAAUGACUGAAAAAGCAGGUGGUGCUCUUCGUUCUCAAUGCCAAAUGGACAAAUUCCGGCAAGUUGUGAAUUUUUGUGGUUUUAAGGAUUUGGGGUUUUGUGGCCCUGAUUUUACCUGGUGCAAUAUGAAGGAGGGGAGCAGCAGAAUUUUGCUCCGUUUGGACAGAGCAUUUGCAAACUCUGAGUGGCUUAAUCAUUUCAAGGAUCCAAUCGUGCAUCAUUUGGUUGAAUCAACAUCAGACCAUUGUAUUCUUAUCACCACAGACCCCUCCCGCCCGGUUAAUAAGCGCAAUCGUAGGUUCCAUUUUGAGGCGAUGUGGACCAAAAGAGAUGAUUGCAGAGAAGUCAUCGAUGCUGCCUGGAACUCCGGCACCCUUGCCAUCACGCCGGAUGGGAUUGCUUCCAACCUACAAAGAUGUGCUGCUGCUCUUUCAACUUGGAACCAGAAUGUAGUGGGAAAUAUUACAAAGAAAAUCCAAGAAAAGAAAAGAGCCCUCUCAUCUCUUUCCAUUGAUGACAGAGGCAAUAAAAGGGCUGAAGUCAACCAGCUUAGAAGGGAAAUCAAUGAUCUGUUGGAUAGUGAAGAGAUCAUUUGGAGACAGCGCAGCAAGACUCAUUGGUACAAGGAAGGGGACCGAAACACAAAGUUUUUUCACGCCCAUGCCUCGGAAAGAAGGAAAAAAAACACCAUUUUGGGGCUUUGGAAUGAGGACGGUGUUUGGUGUGAGAAUAAGGACAGCAUCACUGCUGCUGCAAUAUCAUAUUUUGAGAAGAUUUUUUCCACCUCUUCUCCACGUGGAAUUAAUGAAGUCACCCAUGCAUUACCUAGGUGUGUUACGGAGGAUAUGAAUGCUGAGCUCACCAAGGCCUUUACAAGAGAUGAAGUCACUAUUGCUCUCAAGCAGCUCCACCCAACCAAAGCUCCUGGACCGGAUGUUAUUAUCAAUGGUGAGGCUUGUGGAAACAUUACCCCCACAAGAGGCAUAAGGCAGGGGGAUCCCCUCUCCCCCUACCUCUUUCUUCUUUGUGCGGAAGGCCUCUCCGCUCUUUUUCACAAAGCUGCUCGAGACAAGCAAAUUAAUGGAAUUACUAUCGGCAGGGGCUGCCCUUCCCUCACUCACCUCUUCUUCGCCGACGAUAGCCUCUUUUUUUGCAAAGCAUCGGUCCAAGAAUGCCAGCAUCUUGUUGACAUCCUCAGCCGCUAUGAAGCGGCCUCGGGGCAAAAAAUCAAUACCGACAAGUCUUCCGUCUUUUUCAGCCCUAACACCCCGCAAGAGAGAAAGGAAUGCAUUUUAAAUAUCCUUGGGCCAAUGCAAGACUCCAGGCACUAUAAAUACUUGGGGCUCCCCUCUAUCAUUGGAAAAUCUAAGGCAUUGGUGUUUGCGGAAGUUAAGGAAAGGGUGGCGAAAAAGCUGGCUGGUUGGAAGGGAAAGCUCCUUUCAAUUGGAGGGAGAGAGAUCCUUAUCAAGGCGGUUGCCCAAGCAGUGCCUACGUACACAAUGAGUUGCUUCCAACUCCCUAAGACACUUUGCAAAGACCUUGAAAAUUUGAUGAGGAAUUUCUGGUGGGGGCAAAGGGGUGAUGAGAACAAAAUAUCAUGGGUUACUUGGAAGAAGAUGUGUAAAUCAAAGUUCCAUGGCGGUAUGGGUUUUAGAAACAUCCAAGCUUUCAACCUUGCCAUGUUGGCUAAGCAAGGUUGGAGAAUCCUCACCAACCCAAACACCUUGAUGGCUCGGAUAUUUAAAGCCAAAUAUUUUCCCCAUGAUGAAGUCCUCAACUCCAAAAAAGGAAGCAAUCCCUCUUACGCUUGGCGAAGUAUUCACAAUAGUCUUGAGGUGAUUAAGAGUGGCACUAGGUGGAGGGUGGGUAACGACCGUCGAAUUCAUAUUUGGGAGGAUAAGUGGCUGCCAACGCCCUCCUCUUUCAAAGUGAUUACGCCCCAAACUGAUUUUGAUGACUAUCCUAUGGUAUCUUCCCUUAUUGAUAAUGAUACCAAAUGGUAG